Messenger RNA from Thrips palmi, 1844 nucleotides. RefSeq lists its product as uncharacterized. The record is from RefSeq and is a predicted model, not a curated record. Bases 59 to 1513 code for a protein of 484 amino acids. Gene Ontology annotation, molecular function: protein binding. The transcript is spliced from 3 exons. Lineage: Eukaryota; Metazoa; Arthropoda; Insecta; Thysanoptera; Thripidae.
GAACGCCGCCCUCCUGCUCAAGACAUUGUAGAAGAAAUUCGGGACUUUUACCAGCUACAUGAUUUUAGUAGCAGGCCUCAUGCCACGUAUGAAAGAUUAUGUUCGUCGCGAAAGUGACGUUAGUGGAAUUCUUAACCAGCCGCUGUGGUCAAAUAUGGACGUUGAACGCCGUCAAGAUUUGAUUGCACAGUCUCACGAUGAAAUGGCAUUUUGGACUUUACCAGACGACUUUCUACUAGCUGUGCUUGGUCACCUGCCCACGAGAGAACUCUUCACGGCCCGCUUGGUGUGUCGCCGUUUCCGAGAUCUCUGCCUGCACCGGCAGUUGUGGAAAACCCGCAGUUUGGCGAAUGAUUUGUUUGGCUCGGUCAGUGUUGACUUCGGCUUGAGGCGAGCUGUGCUCAGUCUUGCCCCGUGCCUCCGACGACUGAGUCUUUCUCCCGGCCAUUGUAUCAGGCUGGCUCCUUUUGUUCCUUCGGUUUCUCAGCUUAACAUUGAUUUGGCAUUCUAUGGAGAGGGACAGGAAAUAACAUGUGACAAUGCACAGGACUUCAUCAACUUAGUUCAGAGACUUUCAUCUCUUGGUGGCUUGACGGAGUUGGGCUUCUGUCUUGCGCUUGAAAAUCCCAAUUCGCUAUUAGUGCAAGCUCUUCUGAAGACAAUCUACACCAUCAGUGGUCUUCAGAGUCUAUUCAUCGGUGGUGAAAUCCCACUUGCAGCGGACAUAUCUGUCGACGUGAAAGUCGAGCCUUCUUUGAAAAAAAUAAAUUAUAGGUCGUUGGGCGAUGACGCCUGUGAGAGGGUACCUUUCAUCGGGUCGCUGCUGAAGGCCCACGCGUCCACUCUGGAGGAAGUGAUUGUUGAGCUGCAUGAUGUUCCCCUGUCUCCACUGCAAGGGAGCAAAAAGCUGCGGUCCUUGACCAUCUUCCCACAUGAAGAACUGCCAUUGCUCGUGGAUUGCCCCAACCUCUCCACCAUUGAGAUCGUGUAUUCAGACAGGUGGGUCUAUCCUGCAGGAACGAUCGAGUUCUUCCGACGGGCCGUCAGUCUCCGGUCAGUGACCUUUACUUGCCCGGUAAGGGAUUCUUUGGCCCCACUUGUGGCGCUGGCUGGGUCCAAGGCAGCUAAGCGAGUUUGGAUGCUUGAUAUCUUCGCUACUUCGCCUGAUGUCAUCACACUGCUGGGGAUCAGCCUCUACAAGUUCCCUUCCCUGCGGAGACUCACCUUCCAAGGCAAAGUGACAGACGACUUCCUUCGCGCAGUGGACCCCGCAGCGACGCCCAACCUCACUUCGCUGGCGCUCGACGUGUGCCACGACGGGUCGCCGUGCGCGCACUCCUGGCUGCACGGGCCCGCCAUCCAGGACCUCUUCGCCAGGAACCCGCGCCUGGGACUGCACAUUGAAAAUUGGUAUGGGAAGUAUGGUCGUGACUGUUCCUGCAGGUGGUGCUCUUGGGGCUGCCACAGUAAGCUCGUUGAACCCAAGGGAGGGUUCUCUGCAGAUUACAUAUGAAUUGCUGUUGGAUGAUGAACACCAGCGUUCCAUGUGACAUGCCUGUUAGAUGCGAAACUACUGCUUUCUGGUGCUUAUUUAGCCAAGAAAUUUACUUUUUCUUAUUUGUCCAUAAGAAAGUGGAUUAAAAUUUGCUUAUUAGUUUUUACAGACUAAGUUUUUUUUGUUUCUUUACAAAGCAGCAUUGCAACUAUUUAUUUGUAAUUUGUUUACUCUUGUUGUGAAACGCUUCGAGAUAGCUGUACCCUCGCCAUUAAGGAUCGUUGGAAGGACGCAAUCUAAUUAUUAUGUAAAUAGACUGGUGUCAGUUACUUCGCUGUUUAUUUUUCUA